Messenger RNA from Cyphellophora attinorum, 2466 nucleotides. Its product is annotated as Ferric/cupric transmembrane component 7. Lineage: Eukaryota; Fungi; Ascomycota; Eurotiomycetes; Chaetothyriales; Cyphellophoraceae. Gene Ontology annotation, molecular function: ferric-chelate reductase activity. The coding region runs from base 1 to 2466 and encodes 821 amino acids. The record is from RefSeq and is a predicted model, not a curated record. Gene Ontology annotation, cellular component: plasma membrane. Gene Ontology annotation, biological process: copper ion import; intracellular iron ion homeostasis; iron ion transport. The transcript has 3 exons.
AUGGCGCCGUCGUCGCUACCAGAUGUGUUGUUUGCAGAGGAGGUCAUAUCGUUACCACAGCUCGCGGAACUUCAUCGCAGAGUAAACAUCCCCAUAAACAGCACAACGCCACCAGCGCUUGUCGAUGCCAUCCAGCAAGAUCCGUUCUCGAGCUCAGCGAAAUAUAGCCUGCUCUUCGUUUACUUCGCUAUGAUACUGCUCGGAUCGACGGCGUUUAUGCGCAUGUACCACUAUUGGGGCGACAAGAUUCGGACGGCCCUACACAAAGAGGAUGUGAUCGAGUCAGCGAAGGAGUGGACGGCCAACUCGGCCAUUGAUAAUGAGGGGUCGGCAUUUCCUGAGAGCUCGCAGACGGACAGCUCGACACGACACUUCUUCCCGUCAACAGGACCGCUAAUACCGCAGAACCCGAAGAAGCAAGCACCGAUGUCUGCCAUCACGCCGAUCAACAACCUGAUCGCCUUCUGUCGAUUCGUCUUCUACCGGCCGGUUCCUGCAUUGCGGAUAUGGAAGUUCACCUUCGGAUUCCCGUCGUUGAACGUGAUUGUGAUUGUGUUCGCGGCAGUGGCGUCAUCAAUGCUGUACUGUUUCCUGCCACAGCCAUAUUUCUAUGCGUCUAUGUCGUAUGGAUCCGCGCCUCUGGCUAUCCGAGCAGGCAUGAUAUCGGUCUCGCUUCUGCCAUGGAUUGUCCUCACGUCUUCCAAGGCAAAUCUCCUGACAUAUAUGACCGGAAUCGACCACCAGAGACUUAUGGUCUUGCACCGAUGGACGGCAUACAUCUGCGCCAUGUUCGCUGUCGUUCAUGCUGUACCCUACUGGUGGCAGUCGAUACACGACGAAAACGGUUUCGUGGUGUUCAAGCUUUAUUUCAAUCAGCAGUACUACAUCUUCACAACGGGUAUCGCUGCGAUAGCGCCUUUAGCCUUUUUGGUCUUCCACUCACUGCCGAUUCUCCGCUCCAGGCUAUACGAACUGUUCGUCAUUCUGCACGCUCCUGUAGCUUAUGGCUUCAUCGGUCUGCUGUUCUGGCACUGCAACAACUACUUGACGUCUUGGAGCUAUCUCUAUAGCACUAUCGCUCUGGCCUCGGUCUCGCUUGUUCUGCGACUCUUCUAUCUCAACUGGACAAACCCUCUGCGGGCUUCGUUCCUGAUCGGCGAGGAAUCUGCAGUCACCAUCUUACCUGAGAACGCUGUCAAAGUCACAAUUCCGACCCAGAAGAAGUGGAAGCCCGGUCAGUAUGUCUAUCUGCGCAUGCCUGGCGUUGCGCUGUUCGAAAAUCAUCCCUUCUGCAUUGCUUCUCUCUGCAGCGAAGACUUCCCGUCCGAGUAUGGCGAGCAAUACCGGGAUAUGAUGCUGAUCUUCCGACCAUUCGGUGGCUUCACGCGCAAGCUAUACGACACAGCACUCAAAAAGGCCCUAACAAAACUUAUCGCGCCUAUAUUGAUGGACCUUAUGGUCCUCGAUCUAGUCAAGCGCAUGCGUGAUGGGAAAGCAACUACGACAAACGUCACCGUGAUAUGGGCUAUGAAGCGACCCGAGCUGAUGGAAUGGUUCAAGGAGGAGCUACGCAUCUGCCGCGAGCACGCCCCGCCUGGAUCAAUGCAGUGCCAUUUCUUCAUUACCGCUGCGAAACGCUACGAUCCGUACGCUGCAGGAACCUACACCUCGCAUCGCGAGUCUCAGCGCUACUCGGGACUGAAGGAGAAGAUCAACGACGCGCUACAGGGCGUCGCUUCAAAACGAAACUCCGCUUUGAUCCCGGACGGAUACGAGCCAGAUAUGAAGGAGCAGCUUGACCGAUUAGACACAUCUCAUCAAGAGCAAAACGACACGAUCACCGCUCUGCCACAGAACGCCUACCUUUCACCCAACAGUGCCCGUCGAAUGAACCAACACAUAGCCCAACAGUACUCUCCGCAACGCGAAUACUUCCCGCCGCCGCCAGCAUCCGCCAAAAGGAAGCACAUCAUACAUUCAGCAGUACACAUCACCCACCACGCAGUCCGCCAACAACAAUACACCCACCCCAUCAGCCCUCCCUCAAAUAGCAUCACCACCGCACACCGGCACAGCUUCAACUUCGGCUUCCCUCAAACACCGACCCCCUUUCAAAAGAACCUCAUGCGCUUCGCCUUCCUCCCCGGCACCCUACCCUCAACCGUCGCCACACACCACUUUGGCGCGGACUCGGGAGCAUACCCUAGCAUGGCCGCCCCAGCAUUCGGUCGCGACGGCUGGCGGACAGAGUACGGCCGUCCAGAUAUACCGUACCUCCUGAAAGGCCUGGCACGCGAAUUCGGGCGAAGGUCAUGUGUGUACGUCUGUGGACCACCACAGAUGCGUGUGGAUGUCAGUCGGACGGUGGCGGAGCUGCAGAGUGAGGUGUGGACUAGCGGUGGGCGGAGGAGUAAGAAGGGGCGAAUCGACGAGAUCUACCUCCACGCGGAGAACUAUGCACUGUGA